Messenger RNA from Aspergillus brunneoviolaceus CBS 621.78, 3105 nucleotides. Its product is annotated as putative ATP-dependent permease ADP1. Gene Ontology annotation, molecular function: ATP hydrolysis activity; ABC-type transporter activity; ATP binding. NCBI's taxonomy places the organism in Eukaryota, Fungi, Ascomycota, Eurotiomycetes, Eurotiales, Aspergillaceae. The record is from RefSeq and is a predicted model, not a curated record. Bases 1 to 3105 code for a protein of 1034 amino acids. The transcript is spliced from 4 exons. Gene Ontology annotation, cellular component: membrane.
AUGAGGCUUCCCUCAAUACUACACCUUUCUCUGGCCUUCGGGCUCUCGUUAUCUGCAUCUGCUGUUGCAGCGCGGAGCAACUACUCCGAAGCCGAGCUAAUACCUCCGCUCUUCUCCACCUUCAGCGAUCGACCGGACGGGUGCCCUCCGUGCUUCAAUUGUCAACUAGACGCCUUCCAAUGCGCCCAGUUUGCAUCAUGCGAUAGGUUUACAGGGAAAUGUGUCUGUCCGCCCGGUUUCGGAGGCGAUGAUUGUGCACAGCCGUUGUGUGGAUCGUUGGCCGAUGGCCACCAGAGGUCUCCCGCGAAGGAUGGACAGUGCGCAUGUAAGGAUGGCUGGGAAGGUCUCAAUUGCAACGUCUGUCAAACGGACGAUGCUUGUAAUGCCAUGAUGCCAGAAGGAGAAGGCGGCGUCUGCUACAAGCAAGGUGUUACUGUCAAGGAGAAUUUCCAGAUGUGCGAUGUGACGAACCGCAAGAUUCUUGACCAAUUAAAGGAUCGCAAGCCUCAGGUUACAUUCUCCUGCGAGGCGGAGGACAACACGUGCAACUUUCAGUUCUGGGUUGGCAAGGUAGAAUCCUUCUACUGCGGCCUGGAUACGUGUCAGUGGGGACUGGAGACGACUCACAACCAAAACAAGACUCACUACACGUGCGAAAACAUCCACUGCGAGUGUAUUCCUGGACGCAUGCUGUGUGGCGAGGAGGGAUCCAUUGACAUUGGCGACUUCCUCCGAGAAUCAAUCGCAGGUCCGGCAUCGUUCUCGGCCGUCUCAACCGUGGGGGGUAGUCCCGACGAUGGAAGCAAGUUCCAGGAGCCGGCCAUGGAUGACUUGAUUAAGGCAGUCUUUGGCGACAAGAGUAUCACGCUGAACUGCAACUCAGGAGAGUGUUUGUAUAGGACAGAUGUCCCCGGAUAUACCCGCCCUGUCAAACAGAUCAACACUCCUCUCAUUGCUGGCGUCAUUGCAGGAUGUGCUCUCUUUGUCGUGGCCGUGAUCUUAGCAGUAUGGUACUUGUCACGCAGAUCUUAUGGCCGAAUACAAUUGCCCCUCUCCGACGACUCGGAUGAUGAGGCGGCCAAACUCCUAGCCGAGCACAAGCCAGCAGCCCUGUACUGGGACAAUGUCUCAUACUAUCUUAACGGGAGGGAAAUCCUCAGUGGGAUUCAGGGUGCAUCUCAACCCGGUCAAAUCACGGCUAUCAUGGGUGCUUCAGGAGCAGGCAAGACCACAUUCCUCGACAUCCUUGCUAGGAAGAACAAGAGAGGCACGGUCCGUGGUGAAUUCUAUAUCAAUGGAGAGAAAAUCAGUGACCAUGAUUUCAAGUCUAUGAUUGGCUUUGUCGACCAAGAGGACACCAUGCUUCCUACUUUGACCGUGCAUGAGACCAUCCUGACUAGUGCGUUGCUGCGGCUUCCUCGGGACAUGAGUCGAGCUGCAAAGGAACAACGAGUAUUUGAGGUCGAGAAGCAGCUUGGAAUCUCACACAUUAAAGACCAAUUGAUCGGGUCCGAGGAAGGUAAAGGCCGAGGCAUCUCUGGCGGUGAAAAGCGACGAGUAGGAAUCGCUUGCGAGCUUGUCACAAGCCCCAGUAUACUCUUUCUGGAUGAACCCACUAGUGGACUGGACGCGUUCAAUGCUUUCAAUGUUGUGGAAUGCCUGGUCACUCUGGCAAAGACGUACAACCGGACUGUCAUUUUCACCAUCCAUCAGCCGAGAUCUAACAUCGUGGCUCUAUUCGAUCGACUUAUUCUUCUGGCUAAAGGAAAAACUGUAUAUUCUGGCCCAUUCUCGACAUGUCAACAAUACUUUGACCAGGCGGGAUACUCUUGCCCUCCGGGCUUCAAUAUCGCUGAUUACCUGGUUGAUCUGACGAUGCACGCCAGUGUUUCUCGCUCUUACAGUGACGAAGACAGGCAACUUUACUCACGGAAAAAGGAUCCUGAGACACCUUCUACACCCAAAACGGAUGAAGAGGAUGUGCAAUUGGAUGAUGUGGCGGACAACACUCAGCAAUGGCUUCGUCUCUCCCGUCAACCUGCUAUUAUACCGAACCAGACUCCCGAAGAACCAGAUCAUUUGCCACCUGUCGCUCCAGGCCAGACAGAUCUUGAUAUCCUGGUCUCAAAUUACAUCUCGUCGGAUAUUGCCCGUUCUGUGCAUGACGAGAUUGUGGCCGCCGUCCAGAAUGCUCGGGCGGCCAACGGAUUUGCCAACCCGGAAGCUCUGUCUGCUCCUCACGUUGCAACUUCUAAGGGCUAUGCUCGGAUUGGCCUCUUCCGCCAGUUCUUGAUUCUCUCACAGCGGACCUGGAGGAAUCUGUACCGCAAUCCGAUGUUGAUGCUUACCCAUUAUGCGAUCUCCAUUCUGCUUGCUGUCCUGUGCGGUUACCUCUUCUAUGGACUGACUGACGACAUCAAGGGCUUCCAGAACCGACUGGGUCUUUUCUUUUUCAUCCUGGCAUUAUUCGGUUUCAGUACCCUUACCAGUCUGACCGUCUUCUCGUCGGAGCGACUUCUUUUCGUGCGUGAGAGAGCCAAUGGCUAUUACCACCCGAUUACCUAUUUUGCGGCUAAAGUGGUGUUCGACAUCGUACCUCUCCGACUUCUGCCCCCAAUCAUUAUGGGAAUGAUUGUGUACCCAAUGACGGGUCUGAUUCCAGCCUGGGGCGAGUUCUUCCGGUUCAUUCUGGUGCUGGUGCUCUUUAACCUUGCUGCCGCCAACAUUUGUCUUUUCAUUGGUAUCAUCUUCCGUGACGGAGGAGUGGCCAACCUGAUCGGAAGUCUUGUGAUGUUGUUCAGCCUCCUGUUUGCUGGUCUUUUGCUCAACCACGACGCGAUUCCCAAGUCUGCUCUGUGGCUACAAACGCUAUCUAUUUUCCAUUACGGCUUUGAGGCAUUGAUUGUCAAUGAAGUGACGUAUUUGACCUUGAUCGAUCACAAGUAUGGAUUGGAUAUAGAAGUCCCGGGCGCCUCGAUUCUGAGUGCUUUUGGGUUUGAUACCCUCGCCUUGUGGAAGGAUGUUAUCGGGCUGGCCGUCAUCUCCGGCGCCUUCAUUGUGAUUGCAUAUGGCGCGAUGCAUAUCCUGCUUGUUGAGAAACGGUGA